Acytostelium subglobosum LB1 is the source of this 858-nucleotide messenger RNA. RefSeq lists its product as hypothetical. Lineage: Eukaryota; Evosea; Eumycetozoa; Acytosteliales; Acytosteliaceae. The coding region runs from base 1 to 858 and encodes 285 amino acids. Gene Ontology annotation, molecular function: S-adenosylmethionine-dependent methyltransferase activity. The record is from RefSeq and is a predicted model, not a curated record. The transcript has a single exon.
AUGUCUAAUACAACAAGUGGUCAACAACUUAGACGUGAACAGACGCCACAGGGCUGGGACAACUCUGCAACCAGCUAUGAUGAGAUGAUGGCAAAGACCAAGUUCACUGAGAAGUAUGCCUUGGUGGCACUUGAUCAAACAAUCCCAGCCAAUACAACACUGCCAAGUGGUAUCAAGAUCAUUGACAUUGGUGCUGGCUCAGGUGCCUUGUCAAUCCCAGCCGCUGAGCGUGUCAAGCCAUAUGGUGGAACAGUGCUCUCGACUGACUUCUCCCCAUCGAUGGUCAACAUCAUCAAUCAAAAGAUUGGUGACCUCCCAAUCGAGGCCAAGGUGAUGGAUGGUCAGUGUUUGGAGUGCGCCGAAAACACAUUCGACUUUGCCUACAGCAUCUUUGUCCUUCUCUUCUUCCCCGACCAACUCAAGGGCGCCAAGGAGAUGCACCGUGUGCUGCGUCCAGGUGGCAAGGCCAUCAUCGCACUGUGGUCCAAGUCAUCGCCGCUAAUGUCUUCGUUUGGCACAACCAUUGGACGUCUGUAUAGUGAGGCUGGUCUGGCAGCCCCACCCCCUCCACCCUACGUACCGACCUCAACAGACGAUCAACUAUUCGAUCAUCUACACCUGUCUGAUAUGUUCAAGAGUGUUAAGAUCGUACCAACACAACAUUCAUUGGAUAUUGACAUUGAUACAUUCGUCAGACUGCUUGACUCGAACCCUGUCGUCACCAGUACCAAGGCCUCACUUCCAGAAUCAAUCCGCCACAAGUUCAACGACACAUUCUCUCAAGUGUUAAACGAGAAGUUCCCCAGUGGACAGAUGAGUGGCGAGUAUCAAGCCUACAUAGCCAUUGCUGAGAAGUGA